Messenger RNA from Stylophora pistillata, 1971 nucleotides. RefSeq lists its product as uncharacterized. NCBI's taxonomy places the organism in Eukaryota, Metazoa, Cnidaria, Anthozoa, Scleractinia, Pocilloporidae. The record is from RefSeq and is a predicted model, not a curated record.
AUGCAGAUUCCUGGAUUUGUGUUCUUCCGCCAAGAUCGGGGAGAACAUAAAUCUGGUGGCGGCCUUUCAGUAUACGUCAAAGACACAUUCAAUGCGACUAUUCUUAAAGACCCCACGGGAAUUAGCGAUGAAAAUUUUCAACAGCUCUGGAUAAAGGUUCAAGUGCGACAGUGCAAAUCUAUUCUUAUUUGCACUGUUUAUAGACCACCAAGCACCACAUCAACCUUCAAAGAUAGUUUGUCAAGAGGUCUCCUGAAUAUGUUACUGCUUAGCUAUGACAUUAUCAUUCUGGGUGACUUAAACUGUAACAUUCUCGAUGAUACAGCGGAUAGUCGAACUUUGAAAGACCUUGUUGCUAGUUUCAACCCGACACAACUAGUGAAGGAACCGACUAGUAUUACAGACACAAAACGCUCGCUAAUUGACGUUAUUAUGAUUACUGAUCCUAACCUAGCGGAGUCUUACUCAGUCAUUAUGUCCUCAAUAAGUGAUCACAACUUAGUUGAAGUUACAUUAAGGAUAAAUCGCCCUAAAGCCAAAGCCAAAUACGUCACUACAAGAAGCUAUUCCGGGUACGCACCCGAUAGCUUUUGCGAAGAUCUCUCUCUUGUUCCGUGGCACAUGGUAUACUUCUUUAAUGACAUUGAUUCUCAAGUGGAAACAUUCAAUUCUCUCUUCAUGGACGUGUUAGAUCAGCACGCGCCCGUCAAACGUGUAAAGAUCAAGUCCCGCUCUAAUCCGUUCGUAACACCAGAAAUUAAGCAGCUUAUGAAGACCAGGGACCUUUGGCAUAAGAAAGCCAUUCAGACAAAUGAUAAACUAUGCUGGAACGGAUAUCGUUUCUUCCGACAAGAAGUGAAACGCGAACUGAGGCUUGCUGAAAAAAUCUAUGUAAGAAACGAAAUAGCUAACAGCAAAGGUAAUACAAAUGCCACUUGGAAGAUCUUAAAUCUAUGUAUGUCUCGUGGUAUUGCUAAACUUCCAGGCACAUUUGAGGACCAUGAGACUUUGGUAAACAAAUUUAAUAAGUAUUUUACUUCAGUAGGAGAACUUACUGCAAAAAAAGCGAACCUGAUAACAGGAGAACACGGUUUGGAUGAGGAUAAAGAUUGUGGUCUUAGGGAAGAAGGUAUUGGCACUGGCCUGCAUGCUGAAAUAGAAGAAUUUGAGUUUCAAGAGGUAAAAGAAAUUGAUGUAAAACUGGUGAAUAACUCGUUUAAUGUGGCUGCGUUUCCUAAAGUAUGGAAAAUUGCUGAGGUUAUACCUGUACCCAAAGAAGGGAACCCAGAAGAAGCAGCCAACAACAGGCCGAUUUCACUGUUACCCAUCCUAUCCAAAGUAAGCGAGAGACUGGCACACAAGCAGUUUGUGGAAUUUUUGACAAAAUAUGAUAAACUGUCGAAUUAUCAAAGUGGCAACAGGAAAAUGUAUGCGACAGAAACUGCCCUCAUAAAUGUUAAAGAUAACAUUUUGAAAGCAAUUGAUGAAAAAGCAGCCUCAUUAUUAGUACUGCUUGAUAUGUCAAAAGCUUUUGACGGCCUUGAUCAUAAUCUGUUAUUAAGAAAACUACGGAAACUGGGUCUCAACACUUCUGCAGCUUCUUGGUUUACUAGCUAUCUAUCCAGUAGAUAUCAGAGAGUACGAUAUGAAGAUUCAGUCUCAGAAUUGCUACCUUUAACAAACGGAGUACCUCAGGGGUCAAUCUUAGGUCCUGUGCUUUUUACUGUCUACAUUAAUGAUUUAAUCAGUGCUAUUACCCACAGUCAAGCCGCUGCGUAUGUUGAUGAUCGUCAAUUGCAUUUUAAAUUUCCCACAUCAGACUCAUCAAGUGCUAUAGUCGCCGUAAAUCUUGAUCUUAGGAACAUCAGUAGAUGGUGUGCAGAGAAUUCUUUACUAAUAAAUCCCGAGAAGACAAAAUUGGUGGUUGUUGGCUCAGCAAAACUUCUUAAGAGGCUACCUCAAAUCUCCUGA